GGCGGCGCUAUCUCCAUGGCAACCCGCGCGCAGCCCGGGCCGUUCCGCCCGGCGGGAAGCGCGGGAGCUGAGGCGCUGGCGACAGGCGGGGCUGCGAGCGCCGGGGGGCCGGGGCGGCCGGGGCCGCUGCAGGACGAGACCCUGGGCGUGGCGUCUGUGCCCUCUCAGUGGAGGGGCGUCCAGGGCAUCCGCCGGGAGACGAUGGUUGACACUGGAAUGUCCUGGAGACUCCUGAAAAAUAUGGAUGUCUGGCUCCCAGCGGUUCUGGCUACAUUGAAAAGUUGCCAGACGGCGAGCAUUGCCACUGCUGAAGCGUCUGUCCAGACCCGGAAGCAUGCGGAUGCUGAGGUGCAGACCGAGGUCCCUGCACCGGUCGGCGCUCGGACUGUGGCCCAGCACGACAGCCCCAGGCUUGCAGCCUUUCUUCGGAGGGUGGAGGCCAUGGUUAUUCGAGAGCUGAAUAAGAACUGGCAGAGCCACGCUUUUGACGGCUUCGAGGUGAACUGGACAGAGCAGCAGCCAACGGUCACGUGUCUGCACACCCUGGGCUACCCCCCAGCCCAGGGGCAGGGUCUGCAUGUGACCAGUGUCUCCUGGAACACCACCGGCUCCGUGGUGGCCUGUGCCUAUGGCCGGUUGGACGACGGGGACUGGAGCACACUGAAGUCCUUCGUGUGUGCCUGGAACCUGGACAGGCGAGGCCUGAACCCCCAGCAGCCGUCAGCAGUGGUGGAGGUGCCCAGCGCCGUCAUGUGCCUGGCCUUCCACCCCACGCAGCCGUCCCAUGUCGCAGGCGGGUUGUACAGUGGUGAGGUGCUGGUGUGGGACGUGAGCCAUCCCGAGGACCCGCUGCUGUGGCGCACGGGCCUGACGGACGACACGCACACCGACCCUGUGUACCAGGUGCUUUGGCUACCUGAGCCCCGGCACAGCCACCGCUUCCAGGUGCUGAGUGUGGCCACGGACGGGAAAGUGCUGCUCUGGCAGGGGGGCGGGGCGGGCCAGCUGCAGCUCACGGAGGGCUUCGCCCUGGUCGUGCAGCAGCUCCCGAGGAACACCAAGCUAAAGAAGCCUCCCCGGGGGGAGACCGAGGUGGGUGCUACGGCGGUGGCUUUCUCCGGCUUUGACCCCAGCCUCUUUGUUCUGGGCACGGAAGGUGGCUUCCCGCUCAAGUGUUCCCUGGCAGCAGAAGAGGCCGCCCUCACGCGGAUGCCUAGCUCUGUGCCCUUGCGGGCCCCGGCACGGUUCACCUUCUCUCCCCAUGGUGGUCCCAUCUACUCUGUGAGCUGUUCCCCCUUCCACAGGAAUCUCUUCCUGAGUGCGGGGACCGACGGCCACAUCCACCUGUACUCCAUGUUGCAGGCCCAGCCCCUGGCCUCCCUGCAGCUGUCCCACAAGUACCUGUUUGCCGUGCGCUGGUCGCCAGUGCGCCCCUUGGUGUUUGCGGCUGCUUCCGGGGAAGGUGAUGUGCAGCUGUUUGAUCUACGGAAAAGUUCCCAGAAACCCACAGUUUCAAUCAAGCAAACCCAGGAUGAUAGCCCGGUCUACUGUCUUGAGUUUAAUCGCCAGCAGACUCAGCUCCUGGCUGCCGGUGACGCCAAGGGCACUGUAAAGGUGUGGCAGCUGAGCACCGAGUUCACUGAACAAGGACCCCGGGAGGCAGAGGACCUGGAGCAGCUGGCAGCAGAGGUGGCCACCUGAGGACAACCGGGGUGGGGGUGGGGGUUGGGGGCAGGAGCAAGCUGCACCUGAGCUAGGCUCUGGAGUUCCAACAGAGGCUGAAUGAAGACAACACGAGCUUCUGGGGGAGUCAAGUCAUUUAUUUGUCUUUCACAUGAAAACAAAAGGGAGGGGAGAGAACAAGAGGGGAUCUGGCCCGCCGCCGAGAUUGCCGAGUCGGAAUGGGGCAGCGGGCUUCACGAAGGGAAUCUGGGUCCCCACGGCAACGGGGCAAAUGCGACUUGACCGGAAGCGGUUUAUCGAAGCACCAUUUUCUACUAAGUCUUCUCCCAGGCUAAGCGGACUUAAGCUCACAUUGGAAAGUAACACUGGAAUAUUUUAAGAGCACAGAGAGGAGGUGUCAUGCAGCAAGGCAACGGCAGGGCGGGCAGCGUGGGCCGGGCGGAGCGAGGAGCGGGAUCAGUUCACGAAGAGCGAGCGGGUGAACUCCACGUAGUCGAAGGCGGUGGGGAGUUCGCGGCCCUUGCCAUCCACGUAGGGCUUCAUGUGGGAGACGCAGUAGUCGGCUUGUUCCCGAGUCAGGUUCUGGAGGGGAAGGGACCACACCUGUCAGUCCAGUCUGCUGACACCCGGGGGAGGUGCGGACAUCGGGAAUGUCCCUGCCCAGAGACCACAGCCACUUCUAAGAGCCGCUUCAGACAGGUCUGGAGUGAGUUUCACUGGUAAAUGGGGAUAAAAUGCCUGCACCCAGCAGAAGAGGGCUCAAAAGGGAGGUUUGUUAACUUAGACUCAUUCUGACCCUGACCCUGACCCCGGGGCAAGCUCAGGCUUUACUUUCCAAAGGAAACCUCAACCCUUGUCCCCAGGGUAGGGAAGCAGAGCCCCAGACCUGGUAUAGUUCCUCCUUGGUCACGUAAGGCUUUCCCUCGGAGCUCAGGGCCCGGAAGGCGCUCUCGAUCUCCUCGCUGGAUUUGACGUUCUCCGUCUCCCGGCUGAUCAUGAAAGCCAUGUAUUCUUGCAGGGAGACGUGGCCGUCCCUGGGGAGGAGCGAGUGCAGUGAGCAAGGGGGGCACAGGAGGAACCGAAGACCGAGCUGCCUCCAGCACCAUCCCUAUAGCUCACCUGUUCGGAUCCACGGUGUCUAGGAUUGCCUCGAACUCGGGGUCUGGCUCCCCUUCCUCCACCAUGGGCAGGUCAUAACCCAGGGAGCGCAGGCAGGACUUGAACUCCUGGUGGUUCAGCCGGCCCGACUUGUCUUUGUCAAAGUGUCUGUAGUACAAAUGGAGGACUGCUCAGCACCCAGGCCCCGGUGCUGAGCCCGCCUGCCCGGCAGGGGAGGCCAUACUCACUUAAACAUCAUGCUGAAUUCUUUGAGGGCCUCCUCAGUCACUCCUGUUGUGUUCCUAAAAGAACAGAAUGGAGUUAAGGACCGGACCUUCCACCCCAUUUGGUAGGUGGCGCGUUCUGCUCCAUCCCCAUGAAAUGGUGGGCGGGGGGACCUGCCGUCAGGUAGCUGACACCCCUGCCUCCUCCCUUGCUGCCAGGCCUGGCUCAGGUACCUGGCCUGGAUCUGCUGCUCCAGGUUGUGCUGCAUGCGCAUGCCCAGCUGGUCGAGCUGGUCCCACUGCUGGGCCAGGCCCACGGUGCUGUGCUCCGUGUACUUGUUGUCCAGGAUCAGGGCCUCCUCCAUGGCUGCCCCCAGGUCCUCAAUCUUCUUGAGCUGACUUCUCAUGGCUCGAAUCUCCUGGUGCUUGCGCUAGAGAGGGGGAGGCAAAGGUGCAGGGGACAGGGGCCCUCAGCUUGGCGUCCAGGCCCAGGGGCCUGCUCAGCAGCCCUCCUGGCCUGACGCCCACAGGGCCGUGCGGAAUGGCAACGGCAGGAUGGUGUGAAGUGGAAUCCAACAGCCUCCGUUAAGGGAAGGACUUCAGCGUCGGUCACAAGCCAAGAAAACUACACACUGAGAACCAAAGGACUCUUUCAAGUAAGACACCCGGCGGCAACCCUCAAAGACAAAUGACGGGGCUCGGGGCUGCUUUCUGCUAAGAGAAAAAGGGCACCUAACCGGCCUAGCUUCAUGCCUGACUUGGAACCACAUGGGCCUACUGGAGAAGGCUGCAUAGAGGGUCUGAGCCUGGCCAGGAGCCGCAGGGGCACUUACUUUGGUAGCUUCCAGCUGGGAUUCCAGGGUCCCCGAUUCUUCCACCAUGCAGGACCUAAACACAGAAGCACAGUGAAGCAGGAGGACCUGAAUGGGAGCUUGAAUUAACUAUCCCCAGUUAACAGUACCUGCUAUCUCGAUUUUUUUCUUUUGGAAUUUCUUUUAAGAACACGAAACGUGCUACUGGCAAUCUUUUUCUAAGUGGCCCUGGGAGCCAUGGAGGGCAGGUAGUAUUUCUUCUGUUUCAGAGACUGCCAGCUGGUGCCCCAAGGUGUUGAGUCACCUGCCCAGGGCCAGCUGGUGGGCCAGGGCUAAGCCCCAUCCAUCCUGCUCCCAGGCUAGGACCCUUUCUCAUGUGGCUCCUCAGGCCCAGCCAGGCUGUGACAUGGCACCUGACCCAAGCUAGGCCCUCAAGGGGCACCUUAGGAACUGCGUCGAAAUCCCCUCAGGAGAUGACAGAGGGGCUGCAGGCCUGACAGCCUCUGCAGUCACUGGGGAGAAAGCCACUCUGUGCGACCCUGCCUCCUGCUACCCAGGAGACCUUCAGGAGGAGGAGGCUGACAAAAGGAGAGCCACCCCCUAGAAAUCCCUGGGGCCUCUUGCAGGUUCCUGAGGAGGGGAGCCACAUUCUAGGUGUGACAGCAGUGGAGGAGAUGCAGAGGACCCCUCAGACACGAAGGCGGGGUGCUAAGAGAUCAUGACCAGAUACGGGUUUUGAAAGGGAUUCUAAUUCUGCCCAAAGGGGAGAGGUGGCUGUGAUCAGGCUCCGUGACACAGGGCCAGAGGCUUCCAGGGCCAAGUUCUGAACAGCAGGGAGCAGGGAGCCUCCAUCUAUCUGACAUUACAGUGUGAGGUCACAGAAGGCCAUCAGAGAACGAAGACAAGUUAGGGUUACGUGCGGGGACGAAUCACACUGUGCGCAUGUCCUUGGGGGGAUUUUAGCCCAGCCUCCCCGGCACCCACGUGUGCCCCAACCUACCCUUUCAACACCCAGCGAGCCAGGCUUAGCUCUGAAAUUUCCCCAAGUUCCUAGUGUUCGAGCAAGGCAAGGCACCAGGCUUCCUCCUACCCCAGCAGGUCAGACUCACAGUCACGCCAUGUCCCCCAGAGAAAAGCAACACCCCCAGGACCCAGGGGCAGGAGGCUGGGUGCCGGUGCAGUGGGAGGAGGACAGACCCCUCCUUCCCAAGCGGCCGAGGGCGGUGGGUUAGUCAGAAAGCGGAGCCGCCUGGGGAAGUCAAGAGUGCAUUGGUAAAACCACAGUGAGGUAAGAAGAGAAAUAAGAGGAGAAAAACCUUCCAGACAGAUCAUCCCCAACUUCAUACUGAUAGACACGAAUGACCCGACGAUACGCUAUGCUAGUCAAAGAAAAGAAACCAAAUGAAUACACCGAAGGCACGGGCAGGCAAGAGCAGACCGAGA
Felis catus (domestic cat) is the source of this 5260-nucleotide messenger RNA. It is a transcript of the gene DYNC2I2, whose product is annotated as dynein 2 intermediate chain 2. The record is from RefSeq and is a predicted model, not a curated record. Gene Ontology annotation, cellular component: ciliary plasm; cytoplasmic dynein complex. The transcript has 10 exons. NCBI's taxonomy places the organism in Eukaryota, Metazoa, Chordata, Mammalia, Carnivora, Felidae. Gene Ontology annotation, biological process: intraciliary transport. Bases 16 to 1701 code for a protein of 561 amino acids. Gene Ontology annotation, molecular function: dynein heavy chain binding; dynein light chain binding.